ACAGUUCCUUCGAACUUAGUGAAUCUUAGUACAAGUCUACACGUUGGACAUGUGGACACUAUGUCCAAACCGAUUUCGCCGGAAACAUCCACACUCACAGAAGGUAGGAGCGGAGAAAUUUUCAGCUACAAUCAAUAACAACAUACCUUGGAGGAAGAUUUUGGAGAUGGAAAAAUGUAUAUUCCACACGACUCGUAAAGGACAAAUGGAGAAACAUGGUGCAUAUGUGAUUAAAAGCCUUACUCAUGAGACGACCCAAAAUGCGGAGUCAAGUCUUGCAAACAAAUUGAAGCAGAGAGAGGAUGAAACUGAAAACUGUGUUGGUUUUGGAAGAGGAGGAAUCUUUACUAAAGAGACGGCCCAAAAUGUGGAGGCAGAUGUUGCAAAAAGAUUGAAGCGGAGAGAGGUGGACACAGAAAUUGCAUAUAAAGCAUUGGAUGAGCUUAGACAGUCUCUGGCCAACAAUGAUAUCUUGCUUAAGGAGAAGACAAUGGCUACAAUUAGACUUAUGGAAAAAUUGGAUGGUGGCCAAACCAGUCGCGAUUUCGGUAAUCUUGGUGAUAUUGUCAGCAUGGGAACUACUCUCUUAGUUAAAGAAACAGUAGAGUCUGCAGGAAGGGCUACAAAACAGUACAUUCUGAAUAAGAGUAGUCAGAAUCUGGAAUUCAGAAACAAAAUUAUUAUGAUUGCCGACAAGUUGUAUAAAUGGAUGUGCAAAUUGACUAAUAGUCCGGAGAAGGACAUUACCGAUUUAGACGAGGCUGCCGUGAUCGUAACAAUAGCAGCAUUGGCUCCCAUCGCUCUUGUGAUAGUGCAUAUUGAUCCAGUAAGCCUCUGCUCAAGUAUGUAUGAAUCUGUUAGCAAUAUGCUGUCAUCUCUACCGGGGGAAAAUGCAUGCAAACUCUACGACCAGGACUGGUGGUGGUUCUUUUUGGAAUGUUUGUAUGAUUUCUAAGUUUGUCUAGCUGAUGUAAUCCGCACUAGUUAAACUUGUUACGAUUCUGUCCCGUUCUUCUUGUUAAACUCUACUGGAAAUGGAAUGUUUCGAAAGUAUGCUCUUGGUACAAACUAAAUCAUGAGGUAUUGC
Messenger RNA from Arabidopsis arenosa, 1087 nucleotides. The record is from the annotation of a GenBank genome assembly. Lineage: Eukaryota; Viridiplantae; Streptophyta; Magnoliopsida; Brassicales; Brassicaceae.